CCUUCUUUCUGAAUUAUCCACGUCGUUUAUUCAAUGCAAGGAGGAUCAGACAGCGCUGCGAGGAUCUGUUACCCUAUCAUACAGUCUCUGUAAUGAAGCUGCGUGGUCGACAAAGAAACCGUUCUCGUUUCGAUAUUAAAUCGGCGUUUGAGCAUCUCGUGGGAUGGUUUUGUUUCACAUCUUCGGCACACAUGCGUGCGAUAUCGCGACAGAUGUGUAGAGACGUAAAGUAAUGCAACUACAUGCGCAGCACUGAGGAAAACGCUCGCGCCUCUGAGAGGCUACAUAGUGAAACUCAGUAGUUAUCGCCCAUCUGGGCUUUAAUGCAAUACGAGACAGACUGAUUUUAAGUUACAUGGGGCUGUUUUCUUCUUUGCAAGCGGAUGAGAACAUCACCUAUUGCAAAAAGAGAACGUCAGUUUGGAUCUUAUCUGGUCCACUAUUUAAGAUGUCACUAUAAGAAAGACUGUGGCAGGGAUUACAUGUUGAGGAAAUUGAUUUGUUCAGUGAGCUCAAACCAGAGCAGUCAGGCUCAUGAGUACCCAGACUGCCAGGAAGGGGUCAGUGAAGCCAGCCUGCUGGUGUCCCCUUUGGUGGUGGCCGGCAUUGUCAUCGGCCUGGUGCUCUUUCUCUCUUGCGUCACCAUCAUUGUGGGCAGUCUGCGCAAAGACAGCCGACUUCGCAACCCCCACCUGCGUGCAAGCUACGCUCCAGAUAGCCUCUCAUAUGGUGGCUCUAUUGGAGAGCUGAGGUCCACUUGCAUUGAGGACUUUCCCCCUCCAUUUGACUUUGAUUCCUAUAUGGAGACCGUGUCUCAUGUCAAUGUCAUGUACCCAGACUCCCCACCUCACUAUGAUGAAUGUGUCGGACCAGGGACCCAGCUGUAUGUUCCUAGAGAUGAUCCACCUCCCUACUCCCUCACAGACCCGUGCCGGGGGGAGCUGACCUCAAACAACUAUAGAGAGAUGGAAGAUCUGCCUGCUGGUGCUUCCUGGGUAUCAACAAGCAGCUCUUCCCAUUAUCCAACCAGACUACAAGACUUAAGGCACCAGCCAGUCCCCUCCAUCUCUCUGUCAGCCUCACCUUUAGAGGAGGCUCCCCCGUAUGAGGCAAUAGUGAGUGAACAAAACCAGCCCCUCCCCCUGAUGCCCCUAGAUCUGCUCAAACACACAAGAGAGGGCAGCAGUCACCAGGACACCGUUCCCAAUAGGAUCCUGUAAUCCCUGCCCCUCCGGCACACUCAUGUAUCACCUGUACCAAACCAGCUUUUAGAGGGCUCCUUUGCUUGCCUGGAGUCUCCUGCAUCAAAGAAGACUCAAUAGAAAAGCUGUGAACUCGGAGCUGAAAUAGACACCUGCAGAAUCCCACAAUUACCUCUUACGUAAUCAGACACAGCUUUUAGACACUGCAUUAUCUGUUUCAUACAUCAAAAAGGGAGCCACCAUGACAGCACAGGGCUAUCUACAACUUUGCAUUUGUGUGUAUCGUCUUGUCUAUAUUUUUCUGUGUCAUUAAGAUAUUUGUGCCCCUGGACCACAAAACCAGUCUUUUUUGGGGAGGGCGGGGGGUUAUACAUAAUCUGAAAGCUGACUAAAUAAACUUUCCAUUGAUGUAUGGAUGUGACAAAAUUUGGCCAAAAUACAAUUAUUGGAAAAUCUGAAGGUGCAAAAAAUCAAAAUAAUAAGGAAAAUCGCAUUUAAAGUUGUCCAAAUGAAGUCAUUAGCAAAUGCAUCACUAAAAAAUAUAAAGUUUUGAAAUGUUUACAAUAGGAGAUUUGCAAAAUAUCUCCAUAGAAGAUAUUUUGACAUCUUUACAAUGAUUUUUGGUAUAAAAUAAAAAUAUAUGAUUUCAUCUCAUGCAAUGUAUUUUUUACGGAAGCAGAGAGAGGACAUGCACUAUUAUUAUUUUUGCUUGCUUGUUUUCUCGUGAUCUCGAGAUAACAAAAGUUGUUUUCUCGUUAUCCUGACAUGAUAAUCCAAAUGUCAUAAUGUAAUUUCCUGUACAUAUUUAGUGUAUUUUGAAGUGGACUGCUAAUGCAUAUGAGUUGGGGUCUUCGCCGUUACCACACGUGUAGCCGAUAGACUUAAAGGACAAGUUCGGUAUUUUACACUUAAAGCCCUGUUUUCAGAUUGUUUAUGGU
Messenger RNA from Misgurnus anguillicaudatus (oriental weatherfish), 2140 nucleotides. RefSeq names its product brain expressed, associated with NEDD4, 1 (gene bean1). NCBI's taxonomy places the organism in Eukaryota, Metazoa, Chordata, Actinopteri, Cypriniformes, Cobitidae. The record is from RefSeq and is a predicted model, not a curated record.